Messenger RNA from Quercus lobata, 1530 nucleotides. RefSeq lists its product as uncharacterized. The coding region runs from base 1 to 1530 and encodes 509 amino acids. Lineage: Eukaryota; Viridiplantae; Streptophyta; Magnoliopsida; Fagales; Fagaceae. The record is from RefSeq and is a predicted model, not a curated record. The transcript has 5 exons.
AUGACAGAUGCUCUUCUAGGUAACUCGGAAAAUUGUAAUGGUAUGAAAUUGGACUUCUCCCAUGUGCAAACCUUUGAAAUCUCUUUAAAACUUGUCCUUCUCAGGUUUUUGAAAAUUGAUUGGAUAUUGGGUCCACGUUUCACUUGGACAAACAGAAGGGAGGUGCAAGCUUUGAUUCAGGAGAGAAUUGAUAGAUUUUUUGUGAACCCAAGUUGGUGUGUGAUGUAUCCUGAUGCUAAGAUAACUCAUUUGACCCAGUGUCACUUGGACCACUGUCCAAAAGCUAAGGAGUGGAAUAAUAACCAAUUCAGGAAUAUUUUCACUAGAAAAAAGAAUUUGAUGUCGAGACUAAAUGGUAUUCAAAGAGCGCUAGCUUUAAGACCAUCGGAAUUUCUUGUGAAGUUGGAGGAUGUGCUCCUUAAGGAAAUGGAUCUUGUGCUUAGACAGGAGGAGGAGUUGUGGGUUUUAAAAUCAAGGGUGAAUUGGAUGAUACAGGGUGACCAUAAUACGAACUUUUAUCAUGUUUCAACCUUGGUUAGACGGAAGAGGAAUCAAAUCAUGGCUAUCAAGAAUGUAGUGGGAGAGUGGAUCCAUGAGGAGGGGGAGAUAAAAGAUUUCAUUAGGUGUGGCUUUGAGCAGAUUUUCUUGUCUUCUCAUUCUUGUGUGUCUAGGCUAGAUCCCGCUAUUUCUCAAUGGCAACUUAGGCUCUCGGAUUUGGAGAAGGAGAAUAUUAGUGGGGGGGCUUCUGAAGAAGAGAUAAAGGCAGCCCUUUGGUCUUUGAAACCUUUCAAAGCCUUGGGACCGGAUGGGCUUCAUGUGGGCUUUUUCCAAAAGUUUUGGCAUAUUGUGGGCAAGUCCGUGAUUGAAGAGGUUCAAAAGGUUUUUGAUGAUAGAAAAGUGCCGGAGACUUUAAAUAGUACCCACAUUGCCUUGAUUCCAAAAAUUCAGAGUCCGGAAACUUUGGGUCGUAAAGGGAUUGAUAAUAUUAUUAUUGCCCAAGAGAUCAUUCAUUCCCUUGGAAAGAAGAAAGGAAGGACUGGGUAUAUGGCGCUUAAGAAUGAUUUGGAGAAAGCUUAUGAUAAGCUUGAAUGGGACUUCAUCAAAGAUAUGCUUAUUCGGGUUAAUCUUCCAAUGGAUAUUAUAGAUGUCAUAAUGAGUUAUGAUUUAAUUCUCUUUGCCAAAGUUGAUUGGGUUAAUUGUGCGGCCAUUAGAGAUGUUUUGGAUACCUUUUGUAGCAUUUCUAGCCAAAUAGUGAGUGAAGCUAAGUCAGGGGUGUACUUCUCACCAAAUGUCAAUAGGGAUACUAAGGAGUCCCUUUGUGACAUUUUGGGGUUUGCGUUAAUGCCGUAUCUUGGUAAAUACCUUGGAUUCCCGCUAAAACAUUCGGGUUCUUCUUCACAUGAUUAUGAAUUUAUUUUGGAUAGAGUGAAGCAAAAACUUUCUGGGUGGAAGGCUAACCUUUUAUCUUUGGCUGGCUGUAGAGUGCUCAUUCAGUCAUCAUUGGCUGCUAUCCCCUCGUACAUUAUGUAG